Messenger RNA from Prorocentrum cordatum, 1209 nucleotides. Lineage: Eukaryota; Dinophyceae; Prorocentrales; Prorocentraceae. The record is from the annotation of a GenBank genome assembly.
AUGGACGACCAGGAGCUCAUCUGCUCGGCCAAAACGGUGCUCGUGGUGUCCAACAGCGUGCUGGCAGCCAACCUGUCGGGCAGUCUCGAGGCCAUAGGUAUCCCACACUCGGCGGCCGACAAGGCGGUGGGGCGCCGCAAGGUGCGCACCGAGGUCAACGGUACACCUCCUGGACUGGCACGUCAGCUUCGACGACGGGCUGGUCAUGCGGUGGGCGGCGCUGCCCGCGGACGGUGCCUCACGUCCGUGCUGGCGGCCACGGUGGGGCUGCACGACCCCUUCAUCGCCCUGCGGGUGCAGCUGGUGGCGUCGUGGUGCAGUCUCUGGUUCUCCGACGUGUCCCUGCAUGGCCGCAUCAGGCGCGCCUGGCCGAGGGUCCUGGGGGCUCUACGGCGCGCUGGCAAGUGGCGCUGGAGGCGGGCUCAAGGACCCGUGGGCGCGCUGCAAGCUACGUUGCUGGACAUGGGUUGGGACCCGCGCGCGGCCUCUGUCUGGGUGCGUCCGGCGGCCGAGGGCGUGGACGAGGGGAGGCUGGCGGGCGCCGCCGACGACAGCUUCCACACAUGCGCCGACUUCAGCGGGGUGCUUCAGGACGUCGAGGAGGACCGCAGGCGCCAGCUCUGGCAGUCUGCGGCGUCGCACCUGCAUGGGGACGACCUCGUCGGCGGCGCGGACUUCCUGCACAUCGGCCGCGAGCUCAGCAAGCUGGAACGCGAGGCUCGUCAUGCUGAGUGGGGCACCACCCUCACUGUUUUCUCUGGCGGCCAGCGGACGAGAUCCCGUCGUGCUGAUGCUGGCUACGCGCUGGAGCAGGAGGGCUGCGCGCGGCGCGGCUGUGCGGUCGAGACCCUGGUGCACAGGAUCUGGCAGUGUCCUGCGAAUGUGGGCGAGGAGUUCGAGUCCAGCGCUGCCCUUGUGCCUCGGGCGCUCGCUGGACAUAAGGCAUCGCCCGCCAUGUGGUUGCGUGGGGUGCCCGCCUCCAGCCUGACCACCCCCGUCUUCUGUGACCUGAGGGCGGAGCAGGCCGCGGUGUCCCUUGGCACGGGCGGCACCCUGGAGGCGACGAGGCGCGAGGACGGCUUCGUGGUGGUCUACGGUGAUGGCUCUGGCGAGAAGUACUCUGACGACCCGAGGCGCAGACGCUGUGCGACCAGCAUCGGGGCCAUGGGCCGAGAACGGCGAGGGGCUGUGGACCGAGUUGCGUUAUGA